UUUCCAUUUCCUUGCAGGAUUAAUGUUGUUUCUAUCAUGCUACCUAUAUAAGAAGAGAUUAAAAAAACAGAAAAGAAAAAAAGUUGUUCUGUUCCACUCAGUGAAAUACUACUUUUUCAGCCAAUACACUCUGAGCAAGAUGAACCUUGUAAUUUUAAAGAUUACCCUAUUUAAAUUUUCCAAGCAUUUUAUUACUCUAAAUGGAGUAACAUAGCUCUACGUUCAGUGUAACCAGGAGGAGAAACUCUAAUGUUCCUCACUGGGAGAUGUUUAAGAGGUAAUGUAUCUUUAAGUGUCUCCGCCUCUGAAUCCACCCACUUCUUGAUAGCUGCAGCAGCCUUGUUGACUCAUAGAAGCUGUGUUCAUACAAUAGCCAGCAAUGAGACGUAUUUCUCAGAGAUUUUAAGAGCACACGUCCUGCUAUGUAUUUCGCGAUCUAGCUUGCUGGGGCUGAAGUAGAAAGACCUGAGAUACCCUUAGAGAACUGGGAAUCUGACUAAUUUAAACAGAUGGCUAAUCCCAAUGCUGUCUGCAAUGGACAUCUACAUCACCAUCAUCAUCAGAAACAGAAUAACCUCUUAAAAAGUGGAAUCUAUAAGAAAAAUGGAAUUACGAAAGGAAUGAAGAAGAAUGGUGUAUCAAAUGGAACUCUCUACAAAAAAACCUUUAUUGAGCACUUUGAACAGGCACCAAUGUAUGUUGCUGUUCUUACUUUCCUGGGUUUUGGAGUGGGAACAAUAUUUGGCUACCUGCGAGAUUUUAUGAGAGCCUGGGGACUAGAAAAACGUCACAUUGCUGCAGAAAGAGAACAACAAAAAGAUUUUGUGCCACUUUAUCAAGAUUUUGAGAACUUUUACACCAGAAACCUCUAUAUGAGAAUACGGGAUAACUGGAAUCGUCCAAUUUGCAGUGUCCCAGGGCCACAGUUUGACCUCAUGGAACGUGUUACAGAUGAUUACAACUGGACGUUUAGGUUUACAGGAAGGAUUAUCAAGAAUGUAAUCAAUAUGGGUUCUUAUAACUACCUCGGCUUUGCAGAAACGGAUGUUAAUGCUUUGAAAACUGUGACCAUAGAGUUACAAAAAUAUGGGACAGGAGUCUGCAGUACCAGGCAGGAAAUGGGCACCCUAGACAAACAUGUGGAACUAGAGAAACUUGUGGCCAAGUUCCUUGGUGUGGAAGACGCUAUGGUGUUUGGGAUGGGCUUUGCAACUAACUCAAUGAAUAUUCCAGCCCUUGUUGGAAAGGGCUGCCUCAUUUUAAGUGAUGAGUUGAACCACACUUCUCUCGUUCUUGGUGCGAGGCUUUCAGGUGCUACUAUUAGAAUCUUCAAGCAUAAUAAUAUGCAGAGCCUUGAGAAGCUGCUGAGGGAUGCAGUAAUAUAUGGGCAGCCUCGAAGCCACCGAGCAUGGAGAAAAAUUAUCAUCCUCGUGGAGGGCAUUUACAGCAUGGAAGGGUCCAUUGUGCGCCUGCCAGAGAUAGUCUCCUUAAAGAAGAAAUACAAAGCCUACCUCUACUUGGACGAAGCUCACAGCAUUGGUGCAGUGGGAGCAACGGGCCGAGGAGUUGUGGAGUACUUCGGUAUGAAUCCUGAUGAUGUUGAUGUAUUAAUGGGAACGUUCACAAAGAGCUUUGGCGCAGCUGGAGGAUACAUAGCUGGCAAAAAGGACCUUGUGGACUUUUUACGAACUCAUUCUCACAGUGCUGUGUACGCCACAUCUAUGUGUCCACCCGUAGCAGAGCAAAUCAUCAGGGCAAUGAAAUGUCUCAUGGGACAAGAUGGAACAACACAAGGGCUCCAAAGAGUACGCCAGCUGGGGAAAAACACAAGAUACUUCAGACGAAGACUGCAUGAAAUGGGCUUCAUCAUUUACGGCAAUGAUGAUUCACCUGUUGUCCCCUUACUCCUUUAUAUGCCUGGCAAGAUAGGGGCUUUUGCAAGACGCAUGUUAGAAAAAAACAUCGGGGUGGUUGUGGUUGGGUUUCCAGCUACUCCUAUCACAGAAUCCAGGGCUCGGUUUUGUGUGUCCGCUGCACAUACACGGGAGAUGUUAGACACGGUUUUGAAUGCUCUGGAUGAAUUGGGAGAUUUUCUACAACUGAAAUAUUCCCGGUAUUCCAAGGCAUCUCAUCCCGAACUGUAUGAAGAAACUAGGCUUGAACUUGAAGAUUAAGUUUUCCGCCCAUGAAGAGAACAUUAUGAUGUUAUGAUAGGGAGGAAAACCCGAAAACUAAAAAAUAUGAAUGCAUUUCUCCCCUUCUAAGGACAAUUUUUGUUUCUCAGUUAAUUGAAAGGAGGGGAAGCUCGGGUGUUGCAUCUUAUUGUAUCAAAGUUCUGCAUUCAAGAGACUGAAAUAUUGAUACAGAUUUGCCUCCCCAGGAGAUCUGUCCUUCUUACGGUAUUUUUGAUGCAGAAUGAAUGCAUCCAUUGAUCGAGUUGCUCAUGUACAGCUUUUGUUAUAUGGCCCCUUUUUAUGAAGAGGCUUAGGUAGUCUUAAUUGUGACUGAAAUAAUAAAGUCCAAAACCUGAAUGGA
This is a messenger RNA of Neopsephotus bourkii (Bourke's parrot), 2535 nucleotides long. RefSeq names its product serine palmitoyltransferase long chain base subunit 3 (gene SPTLC3). Bases 510 to 2174 code for a protein of 554 amino acids. Gene Ontology annotation, biological process: ceramide biosynthetic process; sphingosine biosynthetic process. The record is from RefSeq and is a predicted model, not a curated record. Gene Ontology annotation, cellular component: serine palmitoyltransferase complex. Gene Ontology annotation, molecular function: serine C-palmitoyltransferase activity; pyridoxal phosphate binding. Lineage: Eukaryota; Metazoa; Chordata; Aves; Psittaciformes; Psittacidae. The transcript has 13 exons.